AGUCUGCAGCUGCAUACUGUAUCCAAGUCGGGGAGUAAUGCCAUGAGUACUGCUUUACACUGUUUAGACAAGCUUUUCAGAGCGUGCGUAGGAAACUAUUAUUCGACUGUUUCUGCUGUCAAGUAAGCCACAAUUUUAAGCCCGAAGGCUCAGAGAGGACAGGAAAAGGACACUCGGACAAAAAGCAAACUUACUUAAAAGCAACAAAAGUCCCCAAAGUCGCACGCUCAAGAGGCGUCAAACGCAAACGAUCCAUCCUUUCUGGCUGCUUCAGGGAAGGAUACGCUGCUGGACAUGUGAAUUUAAAGGGGAUACUUGCUAAGCACAACAAUGAAACCAACGACUGCCCAGUGUUGCUUCGGCUUUCUUCUGACUUGCCUCUUGUUUGGGUUCAGCUUUUCACAAUCAGUAUGUGCUGGAACAGAGAACAAGCUGAGCACGCUGUCGGACCUGGAGCAGCAGUAUCGCACUCUGAGGAAAUACUAUGAGAGCUGUGAAGUUGUAAUGGGCAACCUCGAGAUCACAAGCAUUGACCGCAGUCGUGACCUCACCUUCCUCAGAUCUAUCAGGGAAGUGACAGGCUAUGUGUUGGUGGCUCUGAACCAGUUUGACUACCUGCCAUUAGAGAACUUGAGAAUCAUCCGAGGAACCAAGCUAUACGAGGACCGCUACUCCCUUGCAAUCUUCCUCAAUUACAGACGUGAUGGAAACUUUGGCCUGCGCCAGUUGGGUCUAAAAAAUCUCACAGAGAUCCUAAAUGGAGGUGUUUAUGUUGACCAAAACAAGUUCUUGUGCCAUGCGGACACAAUCCAUUGGCAAGAUAUCGUCAAGUACCCACGGAUCCAACCUGUGGUGGUGCCCACCAACAGCAGUGUCACAUGUCAAAAAUGCCACCGUUCCUGCAAUGGUCGUUGCUGGGGACCCAAAGAGGACCAGUGCCAAAGCUUAACUAAGACAGUGUGUGCGGAGCAGUGUGACGGCCGUUGCUUUGGUCCCUUUGUUAGUGACUGCUGCCACCGUGAGUGUGCAGGUGGCUGUUAUGGCCCAAAGGACACAGACUGCUUUGCCUGCACCAACUUUAAUGACAGUGGGGCAUGUGUGACCCAGUGCCCUCAGCCAUUUGUCUACAACCCUACCACCUUCCAGCUGGAGCAUAACCCUAGGGCAAAGUACACCUAUGGAGCUUUCUGCGUCAAGAAGUGUCCACAUAACUUUGUGGUAGACCACAGCUCCUGUGUGAGAGCAUGCCCCAGUAACAAGAUGGAGGUGGAGGAGAAUCGCAUUAAGAUGUGCAUCCCUUGUACUGACAUCUGUCCAAAAGCAUGUGACGGGAUAGGCACAGCAAGCCUACAGACUGCUCAGACAGUGGACUCCAACAACAUUGACAAGUUUGUCAACUGCACCAAAAUCAAUGGCAACCUGGUGUUCCUCAUUACUGGAAUCAAAGGGGAUGUCUAUCACAACAUUGAAGCUUUGGACCCGGAAAAACUCAAUGUAUUCCGCACCGUUCGGGAAAUUACAGGUUUUCUAAACAUUCAGUCAUGGCCUGACAACAUGACAGACUUGAGUGUUUUCUCCAACCUGGCUACUAUUGGGGGAAGAGCAUUGUACAGUGGGAUCUCUCUGCUGGUGUUGAAACAGCCGGGGAUCACAUCACUUCAGCUUCAGUCUCUGAGAGAGAUCAGUGCUGGGAAUGUCCACAUUGCAGAGAACAGCCAGCUUUGCUACUACAACACCGUCAAUUGGACAAGACUGUUCCGUACUACAAACCAAAAGGUUCUUAUUCGCAACAACCGAAGUCCACAGGAAUGCUCAGCCAAGGAGCACAUGGUGUGUGACCCACUGUGUUCAGAUGCUGGAUGUUGGGGUCCUGGCCCAGACCAAUGCCUGUCCUGCCGAUAUUUCAGUCGUGGACGAACGUGUGUAGAAUCCUGCAAUCUCUAUGAGGGGGAUAUUCGAGAAUAUGCCAAUGGGUCAGUGUGCGUAGAGUGUGAUGCCCAGUGUGAAAGAGCUGACGGUGACUCUUUGACCUGUCUUGGGCCGGGCCCAGAGCAUUGUGUGAAAUGCCUUCAUUUCAAAGACGGUCCAAACUGUGUGGAAAAGUGUCCCGAUGGCCUGCAAGGUGCCAACAGCUUCAUCUUCAAGUACGCUGAAGCCAACAACGAAUGCCAUCCCUGCCAUGCUAACUGCACCCAAGGGUGCAUUGGACCGAGACUUCAAGACUGCAUUGGCUGGAUGGACAGAACCCCUCUGAUUGCAGCAGGGGUAAUCGGAGGCCUCUUCAUGGUGGUGAUCAUGGUACUCAGUGUAGCAGUGUCUGUGCGACGGAAGAACAUUAAGAAAAAGAGGGCCCUUCGCCGCUUCCUGGAGACAGAGUUGGUUGAACCUUUAACACCCAGUGGAACGGCACCCAAUCAAGCCCAGCUUCGCAUCCUGAAAGAAACAGAACUUAAAAGAGUCAAGAUCCUCGGCUCCGGAGCUUUUGGAACUGUUUACAAGGGUAUCUGGGUCCCAGAAGGGGAAACUGUGAAAAUCCCUGUUGCCAUUAAAAUCCUAAAUGAGGCCACAGGACCCAAGGCUAAUGUGGAAUUCAUGGAUGAGGCUCUGAUCAUGGCUAGCAUGGAGCACCCGCACCUGGUCCGACUGCUGGGUGUCUGCUUGAGUCCGACAAUCCAGCUGGUCACACAGCUGAUGCCUCACGGAUGCCUGCUCGACUACGUCCAUGAGCACAAAGACAACAUUGGAUCACAGCUAUUGCUCAAUUGGUGUGUCCAGAUAGCCAAGGGAAUGAUGUAUCUAGAGGAGCGGAGGCUUGUCCACAGGGAUUUGGCAGCCCGAAAUGUUCUGGUCAAAUCUCCCAACCACAUCAAGAUCACUGACUUUGGCCUGGCUCGUCUGUUGGAUGUCAAUGAAAAAGAAUAUAAUGCUGAUGGAGGAAAGAUGCCCAUCAAAUGGAUGGCCCUUGAGUGUAUUCAUUACAGGAAGUUUACCCAUCAGAGUGACGUUUGGAGUUACGGUGUAACCAUUUGGGAGCUGAUGACCUUUGGAGGGAAGCCAUAUGAUGGGAUUUCUACCAGAGAUAUCCCAGAUCUGUUAGAGAAGGGAGAGCGUCUGCCUCAGCCACCCAUCUGCACCAUUGACGUUUACAUGGUCAUGGUCAAAUGCUGGAUGAUUGAUGCAGACAGUCGACCCAAGUUCAAGGAGCUGGCUGCUGAGUUCACUCGAAUGGCUCGAGAUCCCCAAAGAUAUCUGGUCAUCCAGGGUGAUGAUCGCAUGAAGCUGCCCAGCCCCAGUGACAGCAAGUUCUUCCAGAGCCUCUUAGAUGAGGAGGAACUAGAUGACCUGAUGGAUGCUGAGGAGUACUUGGUGCCCCACUCCUUCAACAUUCCCCCACUGGCAUACACUCCACGCACAAGGAUGGACUCCAACAAGAACCAAUUUGGCUGUCAGGAUCCCAGUUUCAGCAUGGAGGAUAUGCUGGCCGCCAUGCCGAGAGUGAUCUCUGGUCCCCCUGUUUCUGGAAGCUGCCUCGCUCCACAGGAACUUGCCUCAGGAGGAAAAAUUGUUGGUGGAUUUGGCCGUGGUAGCCAGGAUGACCCCCGCUGCAAUGGCACUCUGAGAAAACAAGCAUCCCCAAGGUCAAGCACCCUUGAGGCUGGCUCAACUCUCACCACAGUGCAAGGCGGAGGUGAGGACAGUAAUGGACAGCGUUACAGCGCCGAUCCCACCGGUCUUUUAGCAGAGCGAGGAGCAAAAGGCGAUCCCAUGAGAGACAAGAGCAAUUCAGAUUAUCUCAUCCCUGUAGAGGAAAACCCCUUUGUCACACGGCGUAGGAAUGGAGAUGCCCACACAGUGAUUGAUGGAGCUAGCUGCCACACUCUGCAUUUGGCUGGAGCCACUGCUGCCCCCAAAAGUCAAUCCACUCAUGGUGAUGAUGAGUAUGUCAACGAGCCACUGUACCUGAAUACCCUCCUCAACGCUGGGGCCAAGAAUGGAUUGGCUGGCACAGUCUCCAUCUCUGGCUCUGGAUCCUCUGUUGCACAAUCAGUACUGCAGACAGUCAACCCACCAACAUCAAGCCACACCAUCUCCUCCACUGGAUAUGUGGUACCCCCUGGCCACCUCCCCCACCCAUCGUAUCCAUCACACACCCUGCAUCCGGGGCAUUCAGGACACGCUCUGCACUCAGGCAUUACCAGCAGCACCAUCAUGUUUGAUAAGAAAGGCAAGAAAGCCACUUUUGACAAUCCUGAAUACUGGCAGCACAGUCUCCCUCCCAAGUCCUCACUGCACAACCCUGAGUACCUGCAGGACUGCAGCACACGCUUCUUCUACCGCCAGAAUGGACGCAUUCGCCCUGCUGUGGCUGAAAACCAGGAAUACUUGUCAGAGGCUGCUAUGAAAACAGGCAAUGUAUUGCCACCCCCUCCAUACAGACAGAGGAACACUGUGGUGUAGUGACCCACCUGUAGCACAUUAGCAAUGAAUAGAGGGGUAUGGGUGGGGAUGAAUGGACAGUAAACAGUCCUCACUUUUCCAUGCUGUUCUUCUCAAACUGGGUUCUUCUUUCACCUUUCCUUAACACUUCUCUUUGUCAUGUCUGCUAAUCUUGUAUUCUCACUCACUGGUUUUGCAUUUAUAUGACAAAACUAUAAUAACAUUCACUAACGGCCUCUUUUGUUACUUUGUCCUUGGCCCCCAAAGCAAACACAGACAUCUCUUUGUGGUGUAUUCUGUCCUGGAAAAGAAAAAGUCCUGUUUUUUAGAAUCAAAAUUGCACAUAAAUAAUAUUAACACAAUCAAAGAUGAAAAGAGGAGGAAAAAAUAAACUGUGGUUAGCCCCACCACGAUUAUUUCCAUGACCUUACAUGUCUUUCUUUAUACACCCUUAAACCACUGUUCACUGUCCUUUUGGCACAUUUUCCAUCCAGCUAGAUGCACACAUUGUACUAUUCACAAACUGCUAUUGCUUGGGUGCAGUCAAUCAAAUGUCCAUGCACAUAGAGUUGUGUCAUGACUUACCAGCAAACCUGCAGUCAUGCUGAAGAGCCCAGAUGUGGCCUGCAUGCCUGCCCUCAUGCUGCUUUGACUUUUACGUUUCACUGCAUCAGUAAUGAAAUUCAGACAUUUAUCACACACAUAUUUCAAAUCAUACCUGAAACAUGUUAACAUGCCUGUAGGCUUGACACACCUAUACACACCUAUACACCUACAAUAACCACACAUUAUUUCAUAUGUGUGUGUAUAUAUAUAUAUAUAUAUAUGUAUAUGUAUAUGUAUAUGUACACACACACAUACAUACACACACCAACAGAUAAGUCUGCCGCCACUUGAAAUAUGUUCUGAAGGAGAAGCAACAUUGACCUUGUACUUGAAAAAGACUAUGUCGAUAAUGGCAGCCAGAGUUACAGCACAAAAACGGGCCAACAGGACAGUACAUAUCACCACAGCUGUGAUAUCACCUCGUACCUGAUCGAGCAGCAUUUGACACAUUGUUGCCACGGCAAGUUUGGAUUAAAAGGUUGACUGCUCACAAGAUGACCCUUUAAAUUCCACUGUAAUUUUCCAUGCUGUUCCUCAUCUUUACCAAUCUAGUCCGAGUAGCCAACAAGUCGCACAGUUCAAUGUUACCUUCAUGAGAUCAUGUGACUGACUAAAACAUUGGUAACUGCAGUAGAAGAGAUUUUAUUUCAGUGGAACCGGUGCUUAAGAAUGGACAAAUCUUUUAAGAGGUACAACAACAUGUUUCUGGAGAAACACAAACUGAGGGGGAAAGAUGGUAUUUUAAAAUCGUUAUCAGAGUAUAGCGGGGGUAUUUUUUUGUUUGUCUGUCUUUGUUUGUUAAUCCAUCAGGGACCUGUUUAUUUCCUCAAUUUGUCUGACAAUGUACUGUAUUUGAUCAAUAAAGGGAUGGGGUAAACAGCACAGUAAUGCAGCCAUGAAAGAACGUUGUGGAGAUGACAGAAAAAGGCUAACUCUCCAUGGCUGGAAAUAAGCCAAUUACAUGUCAUCGCCAGACAGACACAAGCAACGAAAAAGGAAAAGAACACCUAUAAGAAUUUUUAUUUUUUUUACCACUCUGUGUUAAUACUGUUGUAUGUCAUAAAAACAGAGAAGACUAAAAAAGUCACUUUUACUCUUAGGUAUAAGGUAGCUAAAGAAAGGGUCAGCUACAUUAUUACCUUGUAACAAGUUAAAAAAAAAAGGGACAUUUUCUGUCUUGGUGUUUGACAUUGUGAGUUAUCACUAAAUCUACUGAUGGCUAGCUUGCUGUACUCAUACAGUACUGCCAGAUGCCACAUUAAAUUAUGAUGGAGAGUGCUAGCAUCUGUCGUCAAAUGACUUUGAAGCCUAAUUUAGGUCGGGGCUGAUAAUUUAUUAGCACUUAACACUCUGGCACAGCCAAAUUGCGUUGGUGUUAUCCUCACUAUAAGCAACAAUUCGGGCAUUUUUCUCCAUCACACUCCACGUUUUUACAGUGAGACAACAGCUGAGUUUUUUGGGUUAUUUUGCUUUUUUUUUUUUUUGCAUUUAACUAACAACGAAGCAUUCUGUAAAGAAUAUCAUUUUGGGCUGACAGUGACAUCAACACCAGGGGGAAAGAAGCUAUAAACAUAAACACAGUAGCAAUAUUUAAUUUGAAGGAUUCUUCAUCGCUUUUGAUUAUUUAUUUAUUUACUACAUUCAAGAGAUUAAAGGGAUUUUCUAGUGUUUAGAUCUUGUACUUAUAAUGUUCUGGGAUUAAAGUGAUUAAUAAGAGGAGGUGUAAAAAAAUUACCAUCAAAUAUCUUCAAUUUUAGUUUUGAGUAAGGGUCACAAAUGUCAGCUACAUCACCUGCUUCAUAAAACACUUCUUAUAUUCCUUCUUCCUAAAUGUUUAUUUCCUGCCAAACAUUUUUGUUUAAUAUUACCUUGGCAUCAGUGAUGAGAUCACCAGGGAUACUUUUCUCAGCUUUUUUUUUUCAGAUGCCGAGUGGUAAGCAGUAAUUAGCUUGAGCAUCAUAAAUAAAACUGUUGACCUAGCCUUUAAACUCAGAAAGAUAUGAUUAGCUUGACUUAAUUUCAAUAACAUUUACAAUAUCACAGCAUAUAUAUAUGUGUGAUAUUAAAGAGGGCCGAAGUUGCCUAACCCCUGUGCAUGUAUCAGUGCUGAAACAAUACACAAGCACAGUUACACAACGUUGUGCCUCUAUAUUACAGAUUCAGAUGAGCAGUGCUGAUGAUUUUCUGUUCAAAACGCAGAUGUUGCUCUGGCAAAGCAUUUCUCCACCUCUCAGGUUUUAUGGAAAUAAUAAUCAUCCAGUUGAGUUCCAGCUGAGGCACAAAUUUUUAAAUCAAAAAGGGACAUCAGGCCUAUUGAAAUGUAAUCAUAAUGGAAGACAGAUUAGUCCCACAAUACCACAAUAAGAGCACUUAUAAUAAAUGCAUCUCAACAGAAAUGUGAAUUUUAUAGUGAAUUUUAUCGUGUUAAGUAUCACUUUGGCCUUUGUUCUGUUAGAAAUCUGAUCUACUGUCUUACACUUCUGAAAUCACAAGUAUUCUGAUUUACUAUCAUUUGAAUAUACUCUUAUGUAUACAUUAUUUGUCCUAAUUUAUGGAGCAAAAUUGCCCCCUCUAUAUUUUUUACAGAUUAAUGUCAGUUAUGUAAGUCAAUUUUUACCAUUACCCAUAAAAAAGCAGUAGUGCUUGUGGACUACUAUAUGGCUGUGUGUCUAAGUGCAGCGGCAGCAGUUGAGAGUCACUGUAAGGCUUUGAAAUGGCUCUCUGUGGGAAAAUACAGCCAAUCUUGUGGACGAGAAAACCUACUGGUGCUCUCAGCCAGCAACCAUCACAAGGGGCUUUUAGCUUUUUGAAUGCUAAUUCAUCCACUUUCCCUUGUUGUUCUGUGGGGAAAUCAUGUUACCCAACAUCUCACCCAGUGCACCAGCUGAGAAACCCUGAACGACAGGCAAUAGGUUGUAAUCCUGCAGCGAGGUUAAAACUUAGGUAUUAGCAUUCAAGAAAUGUUACCCAGUCAAUGCAUCAAUGUUAUAAAAGCUACAAGGGUGGAAGAUGCAAGAGCACUGAAACUGGCAGAGAGGACCAGAGUUAAUUGCCAUUCUUUUUUUCUUUUUUCCUCCUCUGUGGUAACUAUAGAAUUCUUUGUAGCAAACACUGUUGUGCGGCUGAAGCAGUGAAAAAUGAAAAGCAGUUAUUAUUGAGUGAACAUAACCAGAGGAGUCCGGAGAGAAAAAGUGAUCAUGAAAAAUGUUAACAUGAAUCACAGCACAAUGUGAACGAUACAGCAGUCUGUAAUGUUCUGCGUGAAAGCUUCAUAAGCAUAAAGUAGUAAAGGAGCACAAUAACUCCCUCUCAGUGCUGACUGCUAAUUCAGUAAAUGAGCCUUUUUGGUAAAAUUUGUAUUUAUAUUUUAUAUUUUUGAUGAGUAUUAAAAAUGUAAUUGUGUUUUAAGUUGAGUAUACAUUUUGUUUUACUAUAGCUUUUGUUCUUCAGGGUCUCAGUGUGAUUUUUUUUUCUUUUUAAUAAGUAGCUUCAUCGUCUUAUGCCUGUCAUGUUGUCUAAUACAGUCACAGUAGGGAAAACAGUGGUUGCAGACUGCAGUUUAUUGCAGUCGUGUGUAAUGAAUUUGUAGAUGCGUGGCUGCUUCGAAGACAGGGACCAUGUCUGAGACCACCUGAGUCUUCAAAGCAUCUCUGGUGCAUCAAGAAAGAGAAUAAACAGCAAUAAGACAGAGACAGUUUGGGAGUAAACUGGGUCAGCCUGGCAACUAUAUACAAUGUGUUAUAAUAUGGUAACUGUGAAAAUCGCAAAUCUGUUCGCAUAUACAACAGAAAUUCAUUUGAAGUGCUUACUUUCAGAGUUCAGUCAGAGCCUUACUGAUCUGAAAUGGAAAUUCAGAAAUUCCUCUGAAUUCUGAAUUCCUCUUACAACCAUUGGGCAACCAGUUGUUUUGAGUCCCCUAUAACAAUGAGACCUAAUUAAGAUAAUAUGCACCCAUCGAUGCAGACUGACUGAUUGAUUGCAACAUAGUAACAAUCUUUCUGCAUUUUUAAAUUACCAGUUAUUUCCAAACCUUCACCAAUAGAGGUAAUUAUGGUUAGUCUAAGGGGCAAUGUCACUGUUCGGACACGCAUCGUCUCUCACCAGGUGACAUUGCAAAUGCCUCGCAGUUGAGAGUGGUCACCGCAACUAUUUGCAAUCAGUCGUCGACUACAAAAAAAUUCAUGCAACUUACAAGGAGUUGUUUUAAGAGUUUAAGGAGUUGUAAGAUUAUUUUCUUUUACUUCAGCCCAUGAUCAACAGCUGGCAGGUUUGACCAGGUUUAACCAGCCAAGGCUAUAUAUCCAAAAAAGGCUUUGCUACUAACCCCAUGUGAUUAAAAUGUGUGUAUUGUCAACAUGAAAAAAAGAUAGUUUACCAUCUACCUUAGAUUAUUUACACACCGUUAUAGUUUUUUUUUGUUGGUGUUAAUAUUUAGGGUAACAUUAUGUAAUUAAUGUGAAAACGUUAUGCGUUAGAAACUGAGUGGUGCACAUGUAACUGAGAGUGGGGUAUUGAAGGCCCCAAAUAAUAGACCAGUUAGUUAUAUUAAGAUCCAUCCAGCCUAGUAAUGGGGACUAUGGAAGGAUAGCAUAUCUGUAGUAUUUGCUUUCUUUUUCAUACCAUUAGAAUAUUUUUACAGUACAAGGAAAUUCAGUACACCAAUGGUCUGAGUGGUCUGGUUUCAUUACAUUUUAGAUAUCACAGUUUUUGUUCAGUACAUAAGAAAAAAAAAAAUACAAUUUUUUAAAGGCAAACAAUGCAGCUGACAAACAUAAUCUAUCAUUAUAACAGACAUUGCUAUUUUACACUGAUUCAUAUUUGUAAAUUCUACAAUGCCAUGAUAACUUGGGUAGGCGGUUAAGUAAGCACAGUUUACAAUGUACUGAACUGAUGGUAAAACUGCACAAUGGAACUAAUAAUUUUCUUUUGAAAAUACAUUCAGAUAAUAGAUUGCUCAACAGUUUUACCACGGGAAAAAGUAAUAAAAAAAAUUGAUAAUAUUUUUAUAGGCAGGAAUAGGGUGGCCAGGUGCAGCUGUAAAUAGAACAAUGAUGCUUCUUUUUUUUCUUUUUUUUUUUAAAAGAUUUUUGUUUUUUAUUUCUCCUUGCAUCAUUGCAUUAGUAGUGAUCUACUGUAUUUUAUUGUUUCUUUGGGGAAUAUCUUUUCUGUAUGUAUAUACAUAUAUAUACAGUACAUAUAUAUAUAUAUAUAUUCUGUAAAUGUAAUUUGAGCGUGAACUCUGACUUUAAAAAACGCUUGCAGGGUCUUCUUGUCACCCCCUCCCCCAAGCCAUCAUUCUCCUGUGAUGUGUGACUGUGUUUUCCACACAACUUUUGUGGAUUUUGUGUUUCAACCUUGGCUCUUGCUCACUUUGUAGGAGUGAUUUUUUUCUCCUUUUUUAAAUAAUGGGUGUAUUAUUACCAAGACUACAUUUACACACAUCUCUCAGUAUUAUUCACCUCUUGAGUCUUAUUUUUUCAAGUUUUUGUACACUUUUAAAAUGCUGUCGCAAUACUAAUGAAUAUUCAGUAUGACAUCACCCUUUUUCAACCUUUUCCUAACUAAUGUUAUUAAUCCACCAGUGUCUCUUUAGGAAUUUUGAGGACCUAUACAAUAUCUUAAUUUCCAUUUGCACUAAGCUCAGUGAUUCUUUUACAUCCAUUUAUUUGGGACAAUAGUGGUUGAAUGGUGUAGCAAAAUCAUGUGUACCCCCCAGAGUGUUCUCACAGUUUGGAUGCUGAGAUGCUGGCAUUGCACUGCUUGUGCAGGUUAAGUAGGUACCUUCUGUUUUUAAAUGAAGCUAAUAUUUUCAAUUCACUGGAUUUUUAAAGGACUUUUGUGAAGUUAGGCACACAGAGUAGUGCACAAAGUGUCCAUUGGCAUUGGAGCCUUGAUGCACUGGCCAUGACAGUACUGAAACAAGCCUCAUUCCCAACUCAUAUGUGAAAGCUUCUUCUAGAUUUUCCAUAGGUAACUUUAAAGAAUCAUUUUGAAUUGUUGAGAACUCGUGUUGUAAAGGGGCUUGUCAACAUCUAAACAUUUCGUGAAUUUAACAAAGUAGCUUUGGUGUUAAAACCUAAUCAAACAGUAAAAGAAAAACAAAAAAAGUGUUGAGUAUGAAGCGUAACUGGCAAAGCUUCCGAAGAUUCACUGCAUCACCAUCUUUCCUGCCCCUUUUUUUUUCCCUCCAAACUGGACUGUUAACUCCAUUUCCAGUAUUGACAUGAUCAGUACAUUGAGGCACUAAUACCAAAGAUUAAGUCGUGCAUAUUUCUGUAAUGUCAGAGGUUUCUGACAAAGCAGCAGCAUUUGAGAUGCAGUGGGGUGUAUUUAAUUGUUACGAUUACGUUUGCCUACAAAUAACAUCUUACAAGACAUGAAAAAUAAAUAUUUACUACAGGUAUUUUUGUAUUAUUUUUACCAUGGUGGAUUGGUCAUAACACCUAAUAUUUAAUGUGAAUAAUGCCACCAAAAUCAUCAUUGUGGCAUUGUAGCAAAUGUGUCAGUAGCAAUCAAGCAGUGCAGUUCGUUCUGACAAUAUUUAUGAACUGAAGCUCAAUGGUCCAUUAAACUUAGGAUCGAAAUCUCUGACAGACAACUGAAUGGAUGCACAAUUUUAAAAUUAGAUGUAUAACUGUCUGUUGCAUUAUUUUACCUAUUGAAAAAACACAACUUGCAUUAUUUACACAGGAAUGAACCAGACAGCUUUUGUUUUGUGCUGUUUUCUGAUGACACUGUAUAGUUUACUAAUGAUAACUACUGAGAGUUUGUUCCUAAAUUACUUAAAUGUUUGUCAUAGUUUUUGUAUAUUUACACUACAUUUACAGACGAAUAUGGGCCAAUGACACACUUAUGUUGAGACAGCAUAUUGGCAUUUGCAUUUGAUGAUUUUGGUGGCAAUCCUACCAUUUUGCAAUGUUCAGCACUUACAUGUAUAUCUGGGAAUGUGGUCAGUUUGGAAAGUUCCUCAAAUGCCCUUGAAUCUGUUCAUUAAAUUACACUGAAGUUUGGAAGAAAGUAGGUUCCAUCAUUAAAUGAGCAUAAAUUAUAAUUUGUUUGUAUCGAUUCACUAGAAUGAUUGAGAACUUAGUUUUAUAGGCCUGCUUUGUCACAUUUUACCAGUUUUAAAUGUUUCUUUUUACUGGUUAAUUGACACCCUUCCCAAGCUAAUACAUUUAAAUACAUAUUCCCUCUGUUUUGUUACAUGGAUCUGUCAAAAAUAUAUUUUUAAUUCAAUAUGAAUAAAGAUCGGUCAAUAUUUA
Messenger RNA from Oreochromis niloticus (Nile tilapia), 12305 nucleotides. It is a transcript of the gene erbb4b, whose product is annotated as erb-b2 receptor tyrosine kinase 4b. The coding region runs from base 331 to 4458 and encodes 1375 amino acids. Gene Ontology annotation, biological process: cell surface receptor protein tyrosine kinase signaling pathway; multicellular organism development; positive regulation of kinase activity. The transcript has 28 exons. Gene Ontology annotation, molecular function: transmembrane receptor protein tyrosine kinase activity; ATP binding; epidermal growth factor receptor binding. NCBI's taxonomy places the organism in Eukaryota, Metazoa, Chordata, Actinopteri, Cichliformes, Cichlidae. Gene Ontology annotation, cellular component: signaling receptor complex; plasma membrane; basal plasma membrane. The record is from RefSeq and is a predicted model, not a curated record.